AUGAUUGGCACUGAGGAUAUGUCCACAUCGACUGGCAUGGAUAUAAGUGAAUCCUUUCGUACCGAGGAUCUCUCAAAAACGGAUUUCUUCGAUUUCGUCACAGCUCCGGACAUGGGCAUUGGCAUCGGUGUUGGGGUGGAUGUGGGGGUGGGCGUUAGCCUGCAGCAGCAGCACCAUCAGCAGCAGCACACACAACAGCACAAUAGUCACAACCAUAGCCAAGGUCAUCAGCCAACGACAUCACAAACGCCCCAGCAGGCCAUCUGCGGCGGCGGCGCAAGAACCGCAAGCAGCAUGACACACGACGGCGGCGAGGGCGCCGGCGGCGGCAUUCCAGUGAGCAAUCGUAAUGGCAGCACCAGCAAUGGCGGCGAUCCCACGUUACAGGGCUAUGAGUUCUGGCAUCAGGACAAGGAUAACAGCCGCCUUGACUCCAGCUCUAUCUUCGAAGACCUCGAUCGAUACUGCUGGCAGCAGCAGCCGAUCACAGCCAGCGCUACGACCACCGUUAACGCCAGCAAUGUGCGAUGUACUAACCAGCCAAGUCCCACAUCUCCGCAAUCGCAUCCACAUCCACAUUCACAUCCACAUCAGCAGCAGCAGCAGCAACAGCAACAGCAACAGCAACAGCAACAGCAACAGCAACAACAACAACAGCCCAAUGCCAGCAGCUCCUCUAGUGCUGCGGGCAGCAGCAGCGAUACCAUUAGCAGCCUGGACACAACUGACGGCCAGAUUUACACAUUGACAGUAUUAAAUGGUGGCGAGCCUUGGCUAAAGCGUGCCGAGACGGAGCAACUGCCCAGCGCACUGGAUUUGGACAGUUUGCUUGGCAGCUUUCCAGGCUAUAUCAAAUCAGAAUAUCCUUACGAUGACAGCGGCUUCAGCACGGAUGGCAAGGAUGUUAUUGUCAGUGGUGCAGAUGUCAAUGGCCUCAGCAGUAUUUCCCAGUCCCAGCCACACGGACAGACGCUACCCUCACUGGUAACUGCUAUUUCCAUAGCAGGUGGCGGGGUCAACGAGCUGGGCCAACAGCUGGCACAGUUUCAGAAUAACAACAACGACUGGCACAUGGCCGAUCACAACGCGGAGGCGGAACAGAACUCUGCGGAAUCGCUGCUGCGCAGCGCUCUUCAGGGCAAGGGCUACGCCAAGGGUCUGCAUAUGCAGAAUGGUCUAACAUUGCCUGUGGUCAAGGAUGAUGAAAUGCGGAGGCUACUCUUUACGCCAGAUGACGCAGCGGAUGCUUUGGGCUUUGCGGACUCAACGCUGAAUACCGCGCAAAUGUUCGAGGAUGCACAGGCCAUGAGUCAUGCAGCCAGCGGUACGCACAUGUCCUCGUCGAAUCACGGCCAGCAUGGUGGCAAUGCCAGCAUCAUUGUCGAUGAUAUGUUCCUGUCGCUGGAGAAUGCUUUUAGCGAUGACUUUGAGAAAAUCAAGCGCAUUGCCAAUGAGGUGCAGCAGUUCUGCAGUGCCAACACGGGCACACCAACGCCUGGAGACUAUACCAGCAACGAUGUGCUCAUGCAGAUGUCGCCGAGCGCGACAGGAGCAACCACAACACAGCUACAGCCCCUGGCCAAUGCGCAACAGCAACAGCAACCGCCACCGCCCCCACAGCCCCUCAAGCCAGAGGUGUCCACAUCGACAUCAGCUACAGCUGUGGGCACAUCUGUGGCAGGCAGUCGCCUUGGUGGCGUUAGCAAGCCCAAGAAGCAAUACAAGCGUAGCAACAGUAGCGCCAACAGCUCAAACAGCAACAAUAACAAUAACAACAACAAUCCUAAUGUGGCCAACAACAAUAACAGCAACAACAACAGCAGCAACGUUCUGGGUGUCGUCAUUGGCAAUGGUGGCAGCUCCUCGUCAAGCGGCAGCGCCAGCAGCAGCAGCAAUAGUCCGCCUGCCAACUGCAAUGCGAGCGGUAGUUCGGCCAGCAGUGGCGGUGGGCAGCGCAAGGAACGUUCACUACACUAUUGCUCCAUAUGCUCCAAAGGCUUCAAGGACAAAUACUCAGUGAAUGUGCACAUACGCACGCACACGGGCGAGAAGCCCUUUGCGUGCUCGCUGUGUGGCAAAAGCUUCAGGCAAAAGGCACACCUGGCCAAACACUAUCAGACACACAUGACCCAGAAGAACAAUGGCAACCUGAUCAAAGGCAGUUCCGCCAAGCAUCAGCGUGGUGGUUCCAAUGCAGCUAACAGCGGUGCAAGCCUUGUCCAACAGCGACAGCUCAGCGCGGUGGCCACCACGGUGGCCAACCCCAGUUUAAUGAGCGCCGGCGUCGUGCUGAGUGGGCCAAAUACGCCGCCUGGCGUAUUACCGCCUGCCAAUGGUCUGCUGGCGAACCGGUAG
Drosophila novamexicana is the source of this 2355-nucleotide messenger RNA. RefSeq names its product transcription factor mef2A. Gene Ontology annotation, molecular function: RNA polymerase II transcription regulatory region sequence-specific DNA binding; DNA-binding transcription factor activity, RNA polymerase II-specific. The record is from RefSeq and is a predicted model, not a curated record. The transcript is spliced from 2 exons. Gene Ontology annotation, biological process: regulation of transcription by RNA polymerase II. NCBI's taxonomy places the organism in Eukaryota, Metazoa, Arthropoda, Insecta, Diptera, Drosophilidae. The coding region runs from base 1 to 2355 and encodes 784 amino acids. Gene Ontology annotation, cellular component: nucleus.